Messenger RNA from Brienomyrus brachyistius, 5120 nucleotides. It is a transcript of the gene srebf1, whose product is annotated as sterol regulatory element binding transcription factor 1. Lineage: Eukaryota; Metazoa; Chordata; Actinopteri; Osteoglossiformes; Mormyridae. Gene Ontology annotation, biological process: regulation of transcription by RNA polymerase II. The record is from RefSeq and is a predicted model, not a curated record. Gene Ontology annotation, cellular component: nucleus. Gene Ontology annotation, molecular function: RNA polymerase II cis-regulatory region sequence-specific DNA binding; protein dimerization activity; DNA-binding transcription factor activity, RNA polymerase II-specific.
CAAGUUAGUGCACACUCGUUACUGAGUGUUUAGACAAGUUUGCUUUGAGUAUCAGUAUGGAGGCGGAAGAGUCUUGCUUAUAGGUAGAGAAAUCAGUACUAAGUUAUGUACUUUGAGGUCUUCUAGUGUACGCAACCGCUUACUUUUACGUGUUGCAACGGCAAGAAUUCUGUCAUUUGAAUGGCACAUCGUAGACAUUCGGAAUCGAUUGCGAUUGGUAUAAAUUUGUAAAAUAAGUCACGAUGAACAACUUGUCCUUUGACGAUCCGUCGCUGGAGAGCUUGGACCCAAGCAUCUCACUCGGCGAUCCCAGCGACAUUGACACAGCGCUGUUGAGCGACAUUGAUGACAUGCUGCAGUAUCUGAACCAUGAUAUGGAGUUUCCGGGACUAUUUGAGCAACAGCAGUUUGGUGGCGUUGCUCCGCCCCCGGACCUUCCUCCGCCCUCCCAUGCCACCUCCUCUCCCUCAUCUCCAUCUUCCUCCUCCACCUCCUCGUCUCCCCGAAAGCCUGGCAGUACCCCUCACCUGGAUGCCCUGUUGGGCCCGCCCACUGUCCCCAGCUCCACUCCCCCUUCCAAGGCACUCCAGUCCCCUCCUGCCUUCCAGCAGCCGGCGCCCCUUCCCCCGGCCCUGUGCCCCCUCGUCCCGACCCCUCCUGCUAAGCCGGGCCCAGCGGUGCGUCCUGCCAAGAUGCAGCCGAGCCCGGCAGCCCUGCACCCCGUGAGCCAGCCGGUGCUGAUCCACCCUGCGGCGGGGAUGGCCCAGGUGAUUAGCAGCAGCACGCAGGCGCUCUUCACCUCUGCCGCUCCGUCAGCGCAGCAGCUGGCGUCUGCGCAGACCGGCUACACCAAUCAGAACGCAUUCACAGCUGUCAGUCAAGGAAGCCCCGCCCAGCCCUCUCCCAGUUUGGCCACCUCACCUCAGCACAUCCAGCCAGUGACCAUCCAGACUCAGGUGCAGGGAGUGCCGGCUCAGCCCCUCCUGGCCACUGCGUCGAGCCCUCCUAUGCAGGCCAUAUCGCCACACGUCCAGCAGGUCCCUGUGCUCCUCCAGCCCCAGUUCUUCAAGGCUGACUCCCUUGUGUUGACUGCUUUGAAGCCUGAAGGGGGCAGUGUGGUGACGACUGUGACAUCGCCCUGCAUCACAACCCUGGCCACCUCCACGUCUUCUGUCCAGAGCACUUCGCUUCAGGCCCUGAUGAACGGCGGCACCAUCCUGACCACGGUGCCCGUCGUGAUGGAUGCCGAGAAGCUGCCAAUCAACCGCCUCGCCGUGGGCUGCAAGGCCACAGGCUUGCCCCCCAAGGGCGAGAAGAGGACCGCCCAUAAUGCCAUCGAGAAGCGCUACAGGUCUUCCAUCAACGACAAGAUCCUCGAGCUCAAAGACCUGGUGGCUGGAACGGAAGCCAAACUGAACAAAUCAGCCGUGCUUAGGAAGGCCAUCGACUACAUCCGCUUCCUCCAGCAAUCCAACCAGAAGCUGAAGCAGGAGAACAUGGCUCUGAAGAUGACAUCCCAGAAGAACAUGUCCCUCAAAGGCCUGGUGGCCAUGGAGGUGGAUGACCCGCCAUGCAGCGUGAAGAGCGAGAUGCCCACACCGCCCCCCUCAGACGUGGGCUCGCCUAGGGACAGCAGCCCCUUCUCCCACUGCAGCAGUGACUCGGAGCCUGACAGCCCCAUGGGGGAUGAGACCAAGGUGCCGGUGAAGCCGGACGCCGCCCCCCCCGGCCGGCGGGGCAUGCUUGACCGCUCUCGGAUGGCCCUCUGUACCUUCGCUUUCCUGUUUCUCUCCCUGAACCCGUUGGCUUCCCUGCUGUACGGGGGGGUGGCCACCAGAGGCUCCCCGGGCGCUGCUGGGCAUGCUGGGAAAAGUCGGAGCAUUCUGGGCCAGUUCGGAGAAGUGGAGACAGCCGGCUGGCUUGACUGGAUGCUGCCCACCCUAUUCGUCUGGCUCCUGAACGUGGUUCUGGUGGCACUCGUCCUGAUCCGGCUGCUGGUGUACGGCGAACCGGUGACCAGGCCCCACUCGAGCUCUUCUGUGCUCUUCUGGAGGCACCGCAAGCAGGCCGACCUGGACCUUGCCCGGGGUGACUUUGCCCAAGCCUCCCAGAACCUGUGGACCUGCCUGAAGGCUCUGGGCCGGCCUCUACCCACCUCCCAGCUGGACCUGGCCUGCGCAACCUUGUGGGCGGCACUGCGCCUCUUCUUGCAGCGCCUGUGGGUGGGCCGCUGGCUGGCGGGUAGGGCUGGCGGCCUGCGUUCGGAUCGCCCCCUUCAGGAGGAUGCCCGCAAGAGCAGCCGCGACGGCGCCCUGGUCUACCACCGGCUUCACCAGCUGCACAUGACUGGCAAGCUGGGCGGUGGCCACCUGUCGGCAAUUCACAUGGCUCUGAGCGCGGUGAAUCUGGCGGAGUGCGCCGGCGACUGCUUGCCCGUGGCCACGCUGGCCGAGGUGUACGUGUCGGCCGCCCUGCGCGUCAAGGCCAGCCUGCCGAGGGCACUGCACUUCACCGCAAGGCUGUUCCUGAGCAGUGCCCGGCAGGCCUGCCUCUCCCCCAGUGGCAGCGUCCCCCCCGCCAUGCAGUGGCUCUGCCACCCUCUGGGGCACCGUUUCUUCGUGGACGGCGACUGGACCGUGCGCAGCAUCCCCAAGGAGAGCAUCUACAGCCAGGCCGGCAACACGGUCGACCCGUUGGCCCAAGUGACCCAGGCGUUCCGGGAGCACCUGCUGGAGAAGGCGCUGUACUGCAUGGCCCAGCCACAGGGGGAGUCGACGGCCAGUAGCAGCGAGGGAGACUAUGCUGACGCCCUGGAGUACCUCCAGCUACUGACCAGCUCCUCAGACGCAGCCGGGGCCACGACGCAGUCCUUCGCCGUGGGGUCCAACAUGGCCACCGUCACCGGGUGUGACCCGCACUCCAAAUGGUGGUCCCAAGUUGUGGUGGUCAUGAUAAACUGGCUGCAGGGUGACGACGGCGCCGCCGAGAGGCUGUACCCGGCGGUGGAGCACCUGCCGAAGAGUCUGCAGGCUGCUGAGAGCCCCUUACCCAGAGCCGCUCUCAGUGUGUUCCGAGCAGUGCGCACCCUGCUGGCCAAACCGGAGAACUAUCAGCUGAGCCUCAGCCACAGUGAGCGGGCCAGUUGCCUGCUUAGGGACCACCUACACUUGGGCCCCCCCUGUCACAGCAACAACAUUGACAAGGCUCUGCAGCUGCUCCUGUGUGACCUCCUCCUGGUAACCCGCACCAACGUGUGGCGCCAGCAGCAGAGCGCAGUGGCUGGUGCCCAGCAGCAGGGGGCGGUGCAGGCCUCGGCGUUGGAGCUGCAUGGCUUCCAGCAGGACCUGAGCUCACUGAGGAAGCUGGCGCAGAGCUUCCGGCCAGCCAUGCGCAGGCUGUUCCUGCACGAGGCCACGGCGCGCCUGAUGGCGGGGGCCAGUCCCACGCGCACCCACCAGCUCCUAGACCGCAGCCUGAGGAGACGCGCCACCCCCGGGGCAGAGGAGAGUGAGACCCGCCCGGGGCAGCGGGAGCAGGCGGAAGCGGUGAUGUUGGCGUGCCGCUACCUGCCCCCGUCCUUCCUGUCGGCGCCGGGGCAGCGCGUGGGCAUGCUGGCGGACGCCGCCCGCACCCUGGAGAAGCUGGGCGACAAGCGCACCCUCCACGACUGCCAGCAGAUGAUCAUCAGACUGGGCAGCGGCACCACUGUCACGUCCACCUAGAACCUUGCAUGGACACCCCCACACACACACCCCCCCCCUCCCACACACACACACCCCCCCCACACACACACACACACACACCCCCCCCACACACACACACACACACCCCCCCCCCCACACACACACACACACACACACACACAUGUUCCGAUACUGUCUCUCCUUCACACACCUUUCUUUCCCCCCCCCGUGAGAUCAUUUGAACCUAUGAAGUGACUCCAAACAGUCCGGUACUCAUUUGUCUGUGUUGCAAGUCGCCCCCCCCCAGGUCGACGUGAGACGGUUCUUCCCGAUCGCAGCGUGCCCCUGUCUUACCUGAGUCUCCUGGUUCCAUACACCAGCGAGUGCUCAGAGUGUUCUGGGCCGGCUGAGCUUCUCGGGGUCGCCAGUACCUUUGCGGAUCGCGACACGGCUUGAGUGCCGCGGUGUCGCAGUUGUUCACUGAUAUACAUGGAUGUGGGCUCGCUGCAUUCCAGCCUUCCUUUAAACCAUGCAGUUGCAUUUAGUUGGCUACAGCGUGACAUAAAUGCAUCGUGUCUUCCUCCGUUCUGCAAAUCUUCCGGAAAGCGCCAUUACGCAACUGAAACAGCUGCCCUGAAGUUAGCGACCUGCGUUGAUACGGUUGCUACGUGGAAACAAUUCGGAUUAAAACACAAUCAGCACAUACACUCGCUCGCUAAAGCUCACACAUACUGGGGAGACACAGGAGCUGUUUGUUUGAAAUCUGUGCCAUUUCAGUUUAAUGCCCGCUAUAUUGGCUAGGGAGCUACUUCAGAGGGUCGUGAUUGGCUGUAGCUUUGACUUUAAAUUGUCGACGUAUUAGGCUCAAGCGACAUGGUUCCCCAUUAGCAUAAAGUUAAUGUUUACAGAUACAAACCUCUUGCUACCCUAGUGAACGAUAUUGCUGUCAUCGUUAAUACACAGUUCUGGUCUCCGUGUGGCAUGAUGGAAUCACCAGCUGUGGAUUUGCAGAAACGGUAUUCCCAGCAUGCAGUGGGAGGGGGGGGGGGGGGGGGGGUCAUCAGCCUUUUUUUUUUCCUACGGGAAAGUGCCCAGCUGUAUUGCUGGAUUAAUCAGGUCACGUAUGUUUGUCGUCUGUACGUGGAAUAAACAUACGUUACUGCAUGUGUUGUGGGGAAGCUUAGUGGGGUGUAUUUGCCCCUCACACUAGUUUUCAGGUUCGAAAUUGAUUGCAGGUGCAGACCCCCCCCCCCCCCCCCCCAGACGGUCAUUAGAAUGUACUAGCAGGGAUGCCUCAUCUCUGUCCUGUGACUGUCACACGUCAUACAUGGGAACCACCUCAGAGGUCACGUUUGAUGAAGAGCUAAAAAUAGCUACAAAUAAUAACAUCAUUAAAAAUAAUAAUUAAAAAAAAAAAAAAAGCUUUUCUUAAGCUUG